AUGGACAAGAGUUGGAUGAUGAUAAAAGAUAGGUUGAAAAGUAAAGAGUAUCAACAAGGUGUUAAAUCAUUUAUUGACUUUGCUAUGAAGGAUUUAGGCCCACACGGUGAUAUUCGUUGUCCGUGUGUCGAUUGCUUGAAUGGCACAAAACAUAGUCGACAAGUUGUAUGGCUACACUUGAUUCAAAGAGGAAUUGCGUAUUCUUAUAGAACUUGGGUGCACCACGAGGAACAUGUUCCAUUGUGUCAUGAUCAGCCUAGUAUGCCAAACAUUGAUGGCGAAAGAUAUGGAGCUACAAUUUUUGACAUUAAAAAUAAUUUGGGCGAGUUGCCUACUAUGUUGGAAGAGAUUUACAUGCGUGGCCUUAUGGAUGAUCAUAUCGAUGAAGAACCUAAUAGCUCAGAGAGAGAAAAUUUGGUAAAGCUCAUUAGGUUGUUUGAUAAUACUAGAUGCAAAAUGUACCCAGAGUGUGAAAAGUUUUCUAUAUUGUCCUUCGUUAUUAAGAUGCUUCAUAGAUACGAGGCCAUUCAUGCAUGCAAGAAUGAUUGUAUUUUGUUUUGGAAGGACAAUGCCAAACUGGAGAAUUGCCCUACAUGUCUGGAGUCUAGAUACAAGUUCAACAAUCAGAGUGGUAAAAAGAUUCCUCACAAAAUAUUGAGGUACUUUCCUUUAACACCAAGGUUGAAGAGAUUGUACAUGUUGAAAAAAACCGCCGCAAAUAUAAGAUGGCACAAAGAGAAGCGUGUGGAUGAUGGAAUGUUAAAGUAUCCAGCCGAUGGCCAGGCAUGGAAGGACUUUGAUAUGCAGCAUCCUACAUUUUAUGUGGAACCCCGGCAUGUAAGGUUAAGGAUUGCCACAGAUGGUUUCAAUCCGUUUGGAAAUAUGAGUACAUUGUACAGCAUGUGGCCCGUACUGUUAAUGCCUUACAAUCUUUCUCCAUGGAAGUGUAUAAAAGAACCAUUUUUGAUGAUGUCAAUGCUUAUUCCCGGUCCAUCUGCCCCUGGAAGAGACAUCGAUAUUUAUUUGCAACCAUUAGUGAAUGAGUUAAUGAAUUUGUGGGAACAUGGUGUGCAAACAUAUGAUGCCUCAAACGGUCAAAUAUUUAAAAUGCAUGCAGCAGUCAUGUGGACCAUUAAUGACUUCCCUGCAUAUGGUACCAUAUCUGGUUAG
Molecule: messenger RNA, 1170 nt
Organism: Camellia sinensis
Lineage: Eukaryota; Viridiplantae; Streptophyta; Magnoliopsida; Ericales; Theaceae
Source: RefSeq, a predicted model, not a curated record